UGAAUAAAACAUUGAAUUACGUCACGAUAACGCCUGCAAUAGCACAAGCACAUGAUUUACUAUUGCUACAUUUGGCAGAAAAUGAUUGCCAACAGUUUAUACUUGGCAUAGUUUUAUGUAUAAGCGCCAUAAAACAUAACAACAACAAGUUAUGCAAAAUUAUGACUGCAAAGUGGACCGAACUGUGUCUUACGUUAAUCAAGGCACGAUUUUAACCGGGGAUACAAGACAGAAUGGUAACAAUUUGGACAAAUCUUUAACGGAAAUAUUAUUGGAGAAAAUAAGAUCAUAUGGAGAUAAAACUGCACUGGUAGACGACUCUAAUGGCGGAAACUCUUUGACGUACAAUCAAUUUUACAAUCAAGUUAGAAAUUGUGCAGGGUAUUUGUACGAACAAGGAUUGAGAAAAAGAGACGUUGUCGCGCUAUGUUCGUCAAACUGCCUGGAAUUUCCAGUUGUAAUGCUGGGAAUCAUUGCUUGUGGUGCUAGAGUCUCUUUGUGCACCCCGACAUUCACAAAAGAAAAAAUGUUUGAACACUUCCAACAUUGUGGACCGACUAUGGUCAUUUCAACGGAAGAGGCCUCUGAAACAGUGGAUCAGGUUGUGCAGAAAAUCAGAAUGGUGAAGAAAGUGAUUAUCAUCGGAGAAAGUGAGAAAUAUAUAACAACCUCGUAUUUUUUUCAAUCGACAAGUGAUUUUCCUAAAGUUGACAUUAACCCUAACUUUGACGUAGCAAUUAUAUCCUAUGCAAACGAUGACAACGAAACACUGAAAGACAAUUCUACAACACAUACAAGCAUUACUAGAAGAAUUGAGUGUAUUGCACAAACAUUAUGCUGGUCACCAACCAAAUACGAUUCACAGUGUAAUUAUUUUGACAUACCAAUGAUUCAGAAGUUAGGCGUGGAGACGAUGCUUGCGUCACUUUUUGCAGGGUGCAAACUAGUCUUCAGAAAGAGAUGUGACAUCAAAAGCAUGCUGGAAGCCGUAAAAACCCAUCAGGUUACAGCAGUUUUCACACUUGAAACGACUGCAGUUGGAUUGAUGGAGGAUGGCAUUAAAUUUGAUUGUGGAAAGUCAUCUCUGAGAAUAAUAAAUUUUUCGGGGCCAACUAUGCAGUCCGAAUUGAUUGAGAAAGUUGAAAGAAAGUAUCAAGUUGACGUUAAUCAGGAUAUUCAAGAUUCGUUGUGAUUGAUAAAAAAAUAUUGGACGAACAAAGAACACAGGGCUGAGCUAUGUUCAAAGAAGUGAAAAAAAACAAGACAGUGGAAUCUGCAGAUAUGCGUUUGUUUUUACAGAAAGUGUCAAUCCCGAUGAUUGCCCAUAAUCGUAACUAACUCUUUUUGGUCUAGAAAAUUAAUAGUUUUAACCACUAUUUUUGCCACCCAUUCAUAAAAGCAAUCGUAUUUUUGCGCGUAGUAGAAACUUUAUUCCGUGCCAAUGUUAAUUCCUUUCAUAAUAUAGGUUCGCCAGUUAC
Messenger RNA from Styela clava, 1478 nucleotides. Lineage: Eukaryota; Metazoa; Chordata; Ascidiacea; Stolidobranchia; Styelidae. The record is from RefSeq and is a predicted model, not a curated record.